Molecule: messenger RNA, 1305 nt
Organism: Talaromyces atroroseus
Lineage: Eukaryota; Fungi; Ascomycota; Eurotiomycetes; Eurotiales; Trichocomaceae
Exons: 2
Coding region: 1-1305 (434 amino acids)
Biological process (GO): exocytosis; vesicle fusion
Cellular component (GO): SNARE complex; plasma membrane
Molecular function (GO): SNAP receptor activity; syntaxin binding
Source: RefSeq, a predicted model, not a curated record
AUGAAAAAGUUCCUAGUCAACAGAAAGUUCAAGGACGACGACGACGGCGGCGACGACUCCAACCGCCGUGCUCUUUUCGGCUCUCGAUCCCGCGACAAGAGUCCCAAUACUCAGUCCCAGGGAGGCAAUCCCUAUGCACAGCCGGUUCCCGCCACCGACCCCUACACUAGAGCCAAGAUCAACGCGGGCGUUGCUCCUGGUGGUUAUGGAGAGGUGAAGCAUCCCGGCGGCCCUGGUGCUGGGGGUCCGGUUGGUAAUCAGCAAGGCGGUUACGCUCCGAACCGUUACGGUAACCAGGGAGGCUAUGGUGCCGAUCGAUAUGGAGGGGGCGCACCAGGCGGUGGCGGAUCAUCGCGGUAUGGCCCUGGCGGCUACGGCGGUUUAGGCAGCACAGAUCCAAACGAUCCUACUCAAGAGGCAGAUAGAGAUGCACUCUUUGGAGGCGCGCGCGAUCGAGCUCAGAAUAAUGGUGCAGGUGGACCGCCGCCGCCGCCGUAUAGUGCCGGCGGACCAGGAGGUGCUGCAGGCAGAGGCUAUGGCGAUUAUGGACAAAACACUCAACCCCCGGCCUCAACGGAGAUUUAUAAAGAAAGACAAUUGACGGCCGAGGAGGAAGAAGAGGAAGAGGUCAAUGCUACUAAGCAAGAAAUCCGAUUCAUCAAGCAAGGAGAUGUUUCGUCAACCCGUAAUGCCCUGCGUGUUGCUGCCCAGGCUGAGGAAACUGGCCGAAACACUCUUGCCCGGCUUGGAGCCCAGAGUGAGCGCAUUUUGGACACAGAGAGGUCGCUUGAUGUCGCCGCUAGUCAGGGUCGUAUAGCGGAAGAGAAAUCUCGAGAGCUCAGACAACUCAACAAAAGCAUGUUCGCCGUGCACGUCUCGAACCCGUUUACCAGCAAUGCACGUCGUCGGGAACGUGAUGAAAAGUUACUUGAAACUCAUCGAGCUGAACGCAAUACCCGCGAGGGAACUCGUGCCGAAGCCUUCGAGACCAACCAGCGUAUGGAACGUACAUUCAGAGACAUCGAACGCGAAGCCAAUAAGACAUCUUAUGGCCAGAAGAAAGAUAUGUCCGAACGUGCGAAAUACCAGUUUGAGGCCGACAGCGAAGAUGAGGCCAUGGAAGACGAAAUCGACAAUAACUUGAACCUGCUUUCUGGGGCGGCGGCGCGAUUGAACGGGUUGGCAAGAGCAACGGGUAAUGAGUUGGAGGAACAGAAUCGUCAUCUUGACAGAAUCAUGGGCAAGAGCGACUAUGUGGACGAUCAGAUUGCUAUGAACCGCGCCAGAUUAGACCGUAUUCGUUAG